AUGAAGAUGAUAUCCUUCACGGAGGCACGCUCCACUGAAAAGAAGUCGGGGCCCUACAAGGGCGGGGAGGUGGACAAGGACGGCACGCCACCGGGCGAGUGGAGCAUGGAAGUCCCGCAGCCGGAGCAUUUCGAGUCUUCCACGAAGCGCUACAAGGUACCAUACUCCGAAGUGCUGACCCAGUGCCAGAGAUGCGACGGCCGCGGCAACACAACUUGCAAGCCAUGUGAUGGAUACGGAUGGAUUUGGUGUAAGAAGUGCAACGGCAAGAGAUGGCUGUGGUGCGAUGAGUGUGAGAAGAAAGGCACUGCUGGCAAGGGUCGUGGCUCCACAAGUGGCGACGGUGAGAAGGGUGCAGGGAAGGAUAGUUCCAAAGGACAUGACGAGAAGGGCGGUGGCAAGGAUAGCUCCAAGGGGCACGAUGAUGACAAGGGCCACGGAAAAGGCGACGUCGAUCGCGAAGAUAAAGGUCGUAAAGGUUCUACAAUGGCUCUGUUUGCUUUGUGGAAAGGCAAUGGAAAAGACACCUACAAAGGUUAUGACGACAAGGGAGAUGGAAAAGGCAAAAGUGGCUAUGAAGACUCCGGCAAGGGUAGGGGCUCCAUUGAGAAGGGUGCAGGGAAGGAUAGUUCCAAAGGACAUGACGAGAGGGGCAGUGGCAAGGAUAGCUCCAAGGGGCACGAUGAUGACAAGGGCCACGGAAAAGGCGACGUCGAUCGCGAAGAUAAGGGCAAGGGUAGGGGCUCCAUGGACAGCUCGAAAGGCGUGGAGAAGCUCUUCCGUUACUGGAAAGCUUUGAAGGGCAGUGGGAAGGAUAGCUCCAAGGGGCAUACGAAAGGCAGCUCCUCGAGCUCAAGCUCGAGCGAUGCUGAGGAAGAGGAAGAGUGCGGCAUCUGCAAGAACUCCGGCUGGUACUG
This is a messenger RNA of Symbiodinium necroappetens, 917 nucleotides long. Lineage: Eukaryota; Dinophyceae; Suessiales; Symbiodiniaceae. The record is from the annotation of a GenBank genome assembly.